Molecule: messenger RNA, 3627 nt
Organism: Gaeumannomyces tritici R3-111a-1
Lineage: Eukaryota; Fungi; Ascomycota; Sordariomycetes; Magnaporthales; Magnaporthaceae
Exons: 4
Coding region: 1834-3219 (461 amino acids)
Source: RefSeq, a predicted model, not a curated record
GAGACAAUCAUUCUCAUUGAGGCCUGGUUGGGGUAACGAUGAGGACCAAUGACCCAUUCCGCUGUUUUGUUUUGCUCAGACCACACGCACAGUCUGCAGCAACAAUCCCAAGGAUCGGGUAGAGUGAUGUGGAAAUGGAGAACAGCUGCCUCAGCUCAGCCUCGAUUAUGGUGGCACACUGGCUGCCGAUUCACUUCCACAAUGGGUGAUUCAACAGCGUCACGCCAUCCCCAGCUCCUUCACAAACAUCAUUUCUUCAGCUGCCUAGAACUUGACCAGAAAAUUCGGCAUUGACUGGGAGGAAUGGCACAACCAAUGGCACAAAAAGAGGCACGAUCCCCUCGGCGAGCCUGUGUCUUGCGCGAGUUCGGUGACCGAGGAAGUCGCUUUGUCAACGCCACGUCCCGGGCUCGGCGUGGGUUUGGCGCGCGGUGUGCAAACGCACAUCCCAAAGCGGCGACGGCAGAAGCACUACCACCACACAGACGGGCACAACAUAUGCACCUUGAUGGGUCACCAAAAGACAAUGGAGCAACAGCACAGGGUGGGCUGUUGGCUGCUGCUGCUCCUCGUUGUUGAGGAGGCCAUGACUGCAGUACAACAGGGCUGGGCGGUGCUGCAUCCGCUUCGUCCUGACCACCAGGCGGGUCCUGCGGGAGCGAGCAUGCGGACGGAAUCCGAGCUUCUGAUUCCACUUGACCCUCGUUUGUCCAAGGCCUGCCCAGCUCGCGCGCUUGCUGUGGCAUCGACGGCCCAACGACUUUCUCUACUUGGCCAACUAGGAACGACCUGGUUGCAGCAGCUACACAUAUAUAAGUGGCGUUGGCUGUUACUGACCUAUUACGGAUGAGCCCUUUUUUUUAUGCAGGGGCGGAAGAUUCCGAGCCUGCUGCUGAGUGCGCCAACAAAACAGAGGGAUGAAUGUAGGGUAAUGUAAGGGAAUGCAGGCCAAACAAAGGCGCUGGAUUAUUGACAUAAUCUGCUCGCUCAGGCCCGGGUCGACCGCAUCGCAUCACACCCGAUCCGCCAGGACAAAAGGAAUCCCACAUGCCAAGUUGGGCACUUGCACCUCAGCCGCUCAGCCGCGCCCAAUCCUCACUCAAGCGGCCGCCCACGAGAUGCCGGCAGAGACUUGGAAAUCCAGGCUGGCGCCUACCCAGCCUAUCCUAAACCCGGCCUAGCGGGGGGCAGGCUCUGACGAUGGCGUAGGGACGCAAAACGGACCCACCAAUAGCUGAGAGCCAGCACACAGUUUGCCUCCCUUGCUUGCUGUCUUUUCUGGCUUUUUUUCUCUCUCUUUCUUUUCCCGUUCCCGCGUCACCGCUCGCUCUUGGACUCCACGCCCCGCGCCCGUGGGACGUGGUCACGGCAUUAGGACUACAGCCUGCCUGCUGGGCUCCGGCAUGUGGCUUGGGUACCCCCCAUCCGCCCGCACUAGGCUCGGGAUUGCAUGUGCUAGAUCAGGACUUCGGCGCCAGCCCAAGAGGGGCUGAGCUGCUAGCGGGCUCUGUGAAGUGAAGAGCACGAACUAUCCUGUGCUUCCUUCCCAGACUGUUGUGCUCCCUAGUCCAUGUGGCUGCACGCUUGGGACAAGGACCCCAGCGGGCUCUUGCGUGGUGUAGUCUUGGCUAUUUUUUAUUAUUUCUUCCUCUCCCUUCCCGCUCCGAUGCUACCCCCCAGACCUGUCGAUCACAAAAGGCUUGGGACAAAUCGGGACGUGUCGGUUUGACUGGCUGUCCAUCACGGCAUACUUUCCGCUAGCAAGCGCUGGGUUCUCUCACAUAUUGGUCGCCCGUCGAGAACAUGAGCUUGCCAUAGUACCAUCGCAGCCUCAUGCCGGGUAACUCGCCAUACUCCCAUAACCUCACAUUUUCGAGCAGUUCUGUGUCUCGUCCCAAGCAAGAGAUACUCGGAGGCAAACCUAAAACUCAACAACCAUCGACAAAAAAACUGCUCAGAAUGGGCAAACACAGAGAACAAGGGCACUUUGACCGUGCCAGGUGGCGUCUCGCCCUGCUGGUGCCAUUUUGGAUCUUGCAGAUCCUUUUUCUCCUUGGCUUGAUGGGCGUCUUCUCCUAUCAACUGGUCGCUACAUCGGAGCUUCUCAAGGACGAGGAAACCAAGGAAAACGUGUCAACAGUCAAGAUAGUAUGGGAGGUUUGCAACGUCGGCUUCUCGCUUGUAUCUCUCGGCCUGUGUCUCGGCGAGGUUGCCAAGCUCGUGACCGAGACCCUGACGCCUCUGGCCAUGCUGAUCUCGCACAUCAUCAAAACCGUGCUCGCGUUUGCGGUCCUCGGCCUGGACGUCGCCAUGCACCUGCAGAACCUGGAGGGGAAAUACGCCCUGAUCGGGCUGGGCAUCGAUGGCGGUUUACUGCUUGCCACCACUGUCCCAACGAUAUACUCCAUCCUCGUGUACCGACGGCACCUGAAAUACAGUGACUACCAGCCAGCCGUCAACGCAAAGUCGUACGGCUUCAGCACCCCGCCAAAGACUAGCACGCUGCCGAACGACAGCCGGCUCGAGCUGGGCGACGACUUCUACCACAACGGCAGUGAGACCUCGUACCCGUCCCAGACCGCGAGCCUGGGCAGCUCUUGCUCGCGCUCCGGCUCCGUCUCCAAGCACGCCGGCGCCCUGGUCGCCGGCGCCCGGUCCAUGUCCACACGGUCCACACGGUCCACACGGCGCGUCUCCAGCGGCGGGUCCUCGAUCCUCACCAUGCUCGACGUCGGCGGAAGCGGCCUCGACGUCGCAAAGCCCCGCGCCGCCGUCGCCACCAGCCCCCCGCGCGAGCCGUACUCGCACGAGCGCAGCACCGAGUUCGAGGAGUACGUCAAGCGCCGCUCCAUGGUCGCCGGCAGUGACGGCGGCCUCUCGGCCCUCGACGCCCUGUCGCCCUCGGGCACCACCCGCUGCGUCAGCUGGGCCAGCUCCAGGGGUUUGUUGCCCGUGCCCGAGGACGAUCAGGAGGGGGGCGGCGGUGGCGGCGGUGCGUACUCGGCGUACAGCCCCUACCGCAGCGGCAGCUUCAGCUACGGGCCGUCCCUGUCGCCUCCGGGCUCGCCGCCCAACGGCCCGGCGACGUCGCCGUCUCCCUACGUCGCCUACGCCCCGCCACCGCCGCGGGACAGGGCCGGGAGCGGCGGGUCCGACGGAACGGCGCUGCUGGCCGAGUCUGGGGACCUCGGGGGCCAGUCCAUGUCUCGGAGUUCAUGACGGCUGGGGUAAGGGGCUGCUCGUAAUUCUUGUUGUUGUUGUCUUGUGUAUGCAUAUUAUGGCAUGUUUUUCAUGACCCAUGGUUUGGCGUUUUCUGCUUUUUACUAUCGGCAUUUUCUGAUCUUGGUGCCCGCCGUCAUUCCGCGGGCACCCUCGGAACUUGUGGUCGUUUUGGUAGCUCUGUCCAGACUUGGGAACGCGUGGCCCUGGCAGGUUGCCUGUGCUAGCCAGAUUAGCUCGGCGUGGCCGCUAGUCACAACUGGAAACAAAUGUACAUGUGCCAUUCUCCGUGUACGAAUAUCGUGAUUCCAAUUAUUGUGAAUGGCAGAGAGUGUAAACAGAGAAGGAAUAGACGUGAAUCGUCUUUGUAUGAGUGAGACUUUGUCAAUAGGGAACCGAGUCACGGAU